UCUGCGUAUGGACGUAAAGUGAACAUUCUUAAGGUUUAGGUUACUGACAGAUUGUUCCCGUGGAGAGCGGGUCAUGCUGUCUUCACAAAGGUAAUGAGCCGCAAAGCCCUCGGGUCUCGGCUUAGCAGCGCCCACAAACUGCAGCGAAACUGGAAUGAUUGGCAGCCCAGAGGCGAUAGCGUGUCAGCCAGCCAGGACGGUGUGAAGUGCAGUGUCUCGAGAGACCACAGUUCAGCAGCUCUUUACGACACUCCGCCCUCUGUCCGGCCUGGCACCCCACCAUUGCACAAUGACACUUAUACUGCCACCGACCCACGUGAAGAAGGAGGUGGAUAUGAUGUCGAUGGAGGACUCUGUGAAACUACUUUUGGUUGGAAGUCGCUGGGGCAAGAGUUGAGGAUAAAAGAUGUGAGCACUGAUUUGACGAGUUUUCAGCAUGGAAGCCGUGCUUUAGCAACUAAGGACAUGAGGAAAUCACAGGACCGACCGCUGGCUCACUCCGACGAGUCUCGGCUUGCCAACCUUCUGCGGAGAGUGUCCCGGGAAGAUGACCGGGACCGCAGGCUGGCCACCAUCAAACAAAUGAGGGAGUUUAUUGUGCACUCUGAAAACAAAGUGGUCCUAGUGAAGCAGUUGGAUCCUAUUCUGAGCACGCUGAAUGACAUUUUGAAUGAAAGCAGUAAGCUCCUGCAGGAGCUUAGACAAGAGGCUGCAUGCUGCCUGGGACUGCUCUGUGCUGCACUCAGCUACGAGGCAGAGAGGAUCUUCAAGUGGAUUUUUCUCAAGUUCAGUGCAUCCACCAAAGAUGAGGUGAAGCACCUGUACCUGAUGGCAGCUUACAAGGCUCUGGAGACUGCUGGAGAGAAAAAGGCUUUCUCACCUGUGAUGCAGCUGGUUAUGAGUAGCCUCCAGUCUAUUCUGGAGAACCUGGACACGCCAGAGCUCCUGUGUCAGUGUGUGAAAUGCAUCCUGAUGGUGGCUCGCUGCUACCCACACAUCUUCAGCACCAACUUCAGAGAUACAGUGGAUAUUCUGGUUGGCUGGCAUAUAGACCACACACAGAAGCAGUUGCUCACUCUGCAGGUGUCUGGUUGGCUGCAGAGCCUGGAGCAGUUUUGGGUGGCAGAUCUUGCCUUUUCCACGACGUUGCUGGGUCAGUUUUUGGAAGAUAUGGAAGCAUAUGCAGAGGACCUGAGUCAUGUGGUGACUGGAGAGGCACUGGACGAGGACAUCCCACCUCCCACAGUGUCUCUGCCCAAACUAGCAGCGCUGCUACGUGUCUUCAGUACGGUGGUGCGCAGCAUUGGAGAGCGUUUCAACCCCAUCCGUGGCCCACCCAUCACAGAGGCAUACGUCGCAGAUGUUCUGAACCGUGUGCUGUCCUGCGUCACCACGGCCAAGCAGGUGUACUUCUCCGAGGCUGUGAUGACUGCAGGGAAUGAGUGUGUGUGCGUCCUGCUGGCAAGCAUGGACUCCAGUAACCAGCUGGCAGACUCAGUCAUUUUGUACGGCCUGGACCAGCUGGAGAGCUGUCAGCUCUGUGGGCCUGAGUACAGCAUGACUGUCCUUAACCUGCUCACCGUGAUUGUUGAACAGAUAAACACCAAACUCCCGGCAACAUUUGUGGAGAAGCUACUUGCUCCAAACUCUCAGCUGUUGGAGCUGCGUUUUCACAGAGAGAAAGAGGUGAUGGCUGCGGCACUUGGUGUGUACCAGGCUGUACUGAGCCUUAAGAACAUCCCCAUACUGGAGGCGGCGUAUAAGUUGGUACUGGGAGAGAUGAGCUGUGCCCUGAACAGUCUGCUGAGUCGGCUGGGCCUGCCCCCUGCCUGCCCUGACAUCCAGCACCCUGUGUUCAGCCAGCUCCAGCUCAGCCCAGAGAGAGCAGAGUUCGCCCUCCUCUUCAACCUCAGCGCCCUCACUACCAUCGGCAACACCAAAAACUCACUCAUCGGGAUGUGGGCCUUGUCUCCCACUGUGUUUGCUCUACUCAGUCAAAACCUGGUCGUGGUUCACUCAGAGCUAGCUGUCCAUCACCCUGCUGUCCAAUACUCAGUCCUCUACACACUCUACUCUCACUGUACCAGACAUGACCACUUCAUCUCCAGCAGCCUUAGCUCCUCCUCCCCCUCCCUAUUCGACGGUGCCGUUAUCAGCACGGUCACCACGGCAACCAAGAAGCAUUUUAGCACUCUGCUCAAUUUGCUGGGGAUGCUUCUUAGCAAGGAGCACCUGGACCCAGAGGCCAGGAGACUGCUGCUCACCUGGUCUCUGGAAGUGUCCCAGACAAUGAAGAAAUGUGAGACCUAUGCUCCUCUCUUCUCUCUCCCUGCAUUUCACCGCUUCUGUAGAGGCCUGCUUGCCAACGCUUUGAAUGAAGAUGCUGUCAUUUCCCUCCAAACCUGCAACUGUCUGCAGGUGCUCUCCUCCUCUCUGUCCCCUGAGCUGCUUCAGAGGUGCGUAGAUGUGUGUCGAGUGCAACUGGUCCACUCCGCUGUCCGAGUCAGGCAGGCCUAUGGGAAGCUCCUGAGGUCUGUUCCGCUGCACGCGGCCCUGAGCAGUAACCAUAGCCACUCUGAGAUUCAGGAGAUAUCGCUGGCAAUCUGCCGACACAUGAGCAAAGCACCAAGCAACACCUUCCACCCACAGGACUUCUCUGACCUGAUCAGCUUCAUCCUGUAUGGGACCGUGCACCGCGGGGGUAAGGAGCCGUGGUUGGAGAGGCUGUACCACAGCUGCCAGAGGCUGGAGAAACGGGACUCGGUUGCAGUGCCUCGUUCACUCCUGAAAACAGAGGCAGUUCUGUGGCAGUGGGCUGUGUGGGAAGCCGCCCAGUUCACUGUGCUCUCCAAACUCCGCACGCCACUGGGCCGGGCACAGGACACCUUCCAGACCAUCGAAGGCAUAAUCCGGAGCCUGGCCGCUCACAGCCUGAACGCGGAGCAGGAGCUGAGUCAGUGGAGUGGAGGGGAGAGCGAUGAGGGCCAUCACACUAACCAGCUCAGGCUGGCUUUACUGCUGCAGUUCCUGGAGAAUCUGGAGAAGCUCAUGUACAACGCGUAUGAGGGCUGCGCCAAUGCCCUCACCGCCCCUCCCAAGGGAAUCCGAGCGUUUUUCUACACUAAUCGUCAGACCUGCCAGGAUUGGCUGACGCGUAUCCGUAUGGCACUAAUGAGGGUGGGGCUUAUGUCAGGCCAGCCUGCUGUCACAGUUCGCCACGGUUUCGACUUGCUCACUGAGAUGAAGAACAGCAACGUGCAGGGCCCAGAGAUGGAGGUGCCCAUCACUAUGCUGGUGGAGGCCCUGUGUGAGCUCCGCUGCCCAGAGGCCAUACAGGGCCUGGCAGCGUGGAGUCAGGCCAACAGCGGGAAGAGCCUGGCAUGGGUGGGCUCCGUCGCCCUUCAGGCUGAGGGAAAGUUUGAGAAGGCAGCGUUGGAGUAUCAGGAGCAGCUUUGUGCUGUCACAGGGAUGGACUGUUCCAUCAAAGGCUUUGAUAGCUCCCUGCUCAAGCUCACCAACUCCAACAGCACCAAUCCCGUCAGCCCCAAACACACGGGGAAUGGAGACGGUAAGAAGACGGUCCUGCUGAAGUCCAGUGACUGCUCUCAGGAGGUGAUGAACUUCCUGGCCAAUAAGGCCUGUGAGUGCUACGUGGCGCUGAGUGACUGGGCGUCAGUCCAGGAGUGGCAGGCCAGCAUGAUCGCUCUCAAAAAGAACUCCAGCAACUCUGCUGUUCACCUCAAGACUGACUUCAACUACAUCAGGGCUCUGAGCAGGUUUGAGAACGGAGAUUUUGCAGAAUGCCGGGCUCAGUUAGAACUCCUGCCUGGGGAUGACUAUGGUCUGCUCAACUCCUCCAGUAAAGAGAAGCUGGACCUGAAGAGGCUCCUGCCGGCUGUGCUCAGCCCAGACCCGUCUGAACUGCAGAAGGCCAUCGAGGUCCAGCUUCUGAGGAGUGCUGUGGGAGCGAUCUCCUCUGUCAACCCAGAGCAGGACCAGAAGGCUUCCCCCACGUCUGACACCCUGGUGAAGUACCUUAAGCAGACCGGCCGUAUCUCUCAGGGUUCCCUGCGCCUGUCCACGCUCACCCUGUCCGACUCUCUGCCCACCCUGAGCACUCUGCAGCUGCACUGUGCCUACGCUCUGGAGAACACGCUGAGCGGCCAGCUCCCGCCUCAGGACUGUGUUAUCCCUCUGUACAAUGAGGCUCUCAGCACCUGUAAGCAGCAGGACGUCCAGCCAUGGCUGCAUGCUCUCCGAUACACCACCUUCCAACGACAGCUCCUCUUAAAAAUGAAAGGCUCCUCUGCCCCUGUGGACUCUCACCUCGUGGAGCUCUGUCUGAUGGCUGUGAAGUUUGCACGGAAGCAGGGGAACAUCAGCCUCACCACCAGGCUCCUGAGUCAGUGCAGGCAGCCCUCUGCUGAUGAGCCUGAGAACCAGGACCUGGUCCAGAGCUUUAAGCAGCUGAACCUGGAGGGGGCUGUGGGGGAGAGGUGGGGGCCAGAGCUGGAGAUAGAAAAAGCCAAAGUGCUGUUCACUGCAGGUCAGUCCACGUCUGCGAUGGAAAUGUUGAGUUCCUGCGCGCUCUCGUACUGUCGUUCGGGAAAAUGCGAGCGAGCGGCGAGUCGCUCGAUCCUCACUCUGUGUAAGUGGCUGCUGGCGGACUGGAAGGACCUGACCCCUCAGCUCAAACAGGUGGUGAAGCGAAACUCGGGUUCCGCCAACCUGUCCGUGUUGGGCAAGAACAUCGCCAGCCUUCUCGAGCUGCCGCUGGAGGACCAGGGCAUGCCACGCAUCACCACGGAAACCACAGUGAGUGUAGGUGUUGGAGAGUCAGACUUUGUUCUCGGACAGCUGUACCAACUGUCCACCAGCCAGGCUCCGGAGGUAGCCAAGUCCUGGGCUGCUUUAGCCAGCUGGGCCUACAGAUGGGGCAGGAAGGUUGUGGAUAAUGCAAGUCAAGGAGAGGGAGUUCCUCUGCUCCCUGUGGAGAAGAAGGAGAUUGAGGAGUUGCUUCCCUCAAGCACCAGUGAGGAGGACAAGGAGACCAUAUUCAGCAUUCUGGGCCAGGCCAUGUGUCGACCUGCAGGGAUCCAGGAUGAAGACAUGGCCCUGCAGAAUGAAGAGGAUGAGGAAGAUGAUAUGGUGGAUGUCAUCUGGAGACAGCUUCUCGGCUCCUGCCCAUGGCUGUCUGACGUGGAGGACAGUGUGAUGGAGGGGCUCAUCAGAGUCUGGCGGCGUGUCGUAGACCGCAUCUUCAGCCUGUACCGGGUGUCCUGCAAGGCAUAUUUCACCUUUCUCAAGCUCAACGCUGGACAGGUGCCUAUUGAUGAGGAUGAUCCAAAACUUCUGCUGAACAACCAGACCACCAAGCAGAGCAAUGACGACGUCAUCGUCAUGGCAACGCUGCGCGUGCUACGCCUGUUGGUGAAGCAUGCUGGGGAGCUGCGGGAGGGCCUGGAGGUGGGACUGGCCUCCACACCAACUGCUCCCUGGAGAGGCAUUAUUCCUCAGCUGUUCUCCAGGCUGAACCACCCAGAGGCCUACAUCCGCCAGAGCAUCUGCAGCCUGCUGUGCCGCGUGGCCCAGGACUCGCCCCAUCUCAUCCUCUACCCUGCCAUCGUGGGCUCCAUCUCCCUCGGUGGAGAGGCACAGGCCGCAGGUAACAAGCUGCCGUCGGCUCUCCCUACGUUCCUGGGGAAUAUUCAGGGUGAGGCUCUGUGUGAGGGAGAGAGUGAGACAGGCAGUGGGCCUGCGUCUCAGGAGAGUAGCCGUGGAGAGGAGCUGGUGCUCUGCUCCAGUCAGGACCAGGCCAUGAUGCAGGACUGUUACAGCAAGAUAGUGGACAAGCUCUCCUCAGCCAACCCUACCAUGGUGCUUCAGGUGCAGCUGUUGGUCGGGGAGCUGCGGCGUGUCACUCUGCUGUGGGAUGAGUUGUGGUUGGGUGUCCUGCAGCAGCAGCACAUGCACGUCCUGCGCAGGAUCCAGCAGCUGGAGGACGAGGUGAAGAGAGUCCAGAACAACAACACGCUGCGCAAGGACGAGAAGGUGGCCAUCAUGCGGGAGAAACACUCUGCUCUCAUGAGGCCCGUGGUGUUCGCCCUGGAUCACGUCCGCAGCAUCACGGCCGCGCCAGCAGAGACGCCACACGAGACCCUGUUCCAGGACACGUAUGGAGAAGCCAUCCACAGCGCUCUGGAGAAACUGAGGAGUCCCCUCAACCCUGCCAACCCCGCCAGCAGCUGGAUGCCCUUCAAACAGAUCAUGCUGAGUUUACAGCAGCGAGCACAGAAGCGUACCAGCUACCUGCUGCGGCUGGACGAGAUUAGCCCGCGGCUGGCAGCUAUGGCUAACACUGAAAUAGCGCUGCCAGGAGAGGUCUCUGCCACAGACGCCGUCACCAUCCAGAAUGUCGGCAAUACCAUCACCAUCCUGCCCACGAAAACCAAACCCAAGAAGCUGUACUUCCUUGGUUCGGACGGGAAGAACUACCCAUACCUGUUUAAAGGACUAGAGGACUUGCAUUUGGAUGAGCGGAUCAUGCAGUUCCUUUCCAUUGUCAACACCAUGUUCACUAAGGUGAACCAGCAGGAGAGCCCAUGUUUCCACGCCCGACAUUACUCCGUCACUCCGCUAGGGACCCGAUCCGGGCUCAUCCAGUGGGUGGACGGUGCCACGCCCCUGUUUGGUCUUUAUAAGCGCUGGCAGCAGAGGGAGGCAGUGCUCCAGGCCCAGAAGGUGCAGGACACGCCCCAGCAGCCUCAGAACCUUCCCAUGGUGCCCCGGCCUAGCGAGCUCUACUACAGUAAGAUAGGCCCCGCCCUGAAGGCUGUGGGGCUGAGCCUUGAUGUGUCUCGCCGUGAUUGGCCGCUCAGCGUCAUGAGGGAUGUGCUGCGAGAGCUGAUGGAGGCCACACCCCCUAACCUGCUGGCCAAGGAGCUCUGGUGCUCAUGCACAACGCCCAGUGAGUGGUGGAGUGUGACACAGUCUUAUGCCAGAUCCACUGCUGUGAUGUCGAUGGUGGGUUACAUUAUUGGACUGGGCGACCGUCACCUUGACAACGUUCUCAUCGACAUGACGACGGGGGAGGUGGUUCACAUUGAUUACAAUGUCUGCUUUGAGAAAGGGAAGAGUUUGAGAGUGCCAGAGAAGGUUCCGUUCCGCAUGACUCAUAACAUUGAGACUGCUCUGGGUGUGACUGGAGUGGAAGGCAUCUUCAGACUGUCCUGUGAACAGGUGGUGCAGAUGAUGCGUAGAGGCAGGGAGACCCUGCUCACCCUGCUGGAGGCCUUUGUGUACGACCCGUUGGUGGACUGGACGGCGGGGGGUGAGGUGGGCUUUGCUGGGGCUGUGUAUGGAGGAGGUGGACAGCAGGCAGAAAGCAAACAGAGUAAAAGAGAGAUGGAGAGAGACAUCACCCGCAGUCUCUUCUCCUCCCGUGUCGCAGAGAUCAAGGUGAACUGGUUUAAGAACCGUGAGGAGAUGCUGGGCGUGCUGCCACAGGUGGAGGUUGCGGUGGAGGAGUAUCUGAGUCUGCAGGAGCAGCUGACACAGGUGGAGAAAGUGCAGGGAAAGCUGCUGGAGGAGAUGGAGUUCCUGGAAGGAGCAGACAGUCGUCCUGACCAUCCAAUCCACACACUGGAGCACAGGUACUCUGAGCACACGCAGCUUCAGUCCAGACAGAGGACAGUUCAGGACGCCAUCCAGGGGAAGCUGUCAGACCUGGACCAGUGGAUCUCUCAGUACCAGGCAGCCUUCGCCAGCCUGGAAGCCACACAGCUGGCUAGCCUGCUCCAGGAGAUCAGCACCCCUAUAGAUUUAGGUCCGCCCAGCUACGUGCCGGCCACGGCCUUCCUGCAGAACGCCGGCCAGGCCCACCUCAUCAGUCAGUGUGAGGCUCUGGAGGCGGAGGUGGGGGCUCUGCUUCAGCAGCGGCGUUCCGUGCUGAGGGGCUGUCUGGAGCACCUGCACAGCUACGCCACCGUGGCCCUGCUGUACCCCCGCGCCGUGCUCCACAGACACAGAGUCCACGCCUGGAAACAGUGGCUGGAAGAACUGCUGUGUGAUAUGACCGUGGAACACUGUCAGACCAUCUACCACCAGUAUGAAAUGCAGUUUGCCCCCCAGCCGCCUCCUGCCACAUGUCAGUUCCUGUCCAACAUGGAGAUGGCAUUGCAGCACCACGCUGCUGAGACCAACACGCGCCUCCUGCGGCAGGUGGAGCGUCUGAAGGCGGAGGGGGCCAGCGUGCCCGUGUGUGAGGAACAGCUGCAAGAGAUCGAGCGUUGUAUUAAAGUCUUCCUGCAUGAAGACGCUGAGCUUGGCUCCUUCAGCCUGGCGGGCAUCAUUGUCUCUGCCCUCUCCUCCCUCACAAGGCGUAAUUUGGUGAUGGAGGGGGCAGCGGCCAGUGCGGGAGAGCAGCUGGUGGAGCUGACGUCUCGGGAUGGAGCCUGGUUCCUGGAGGAACUCUGCAGCAUGAGUGGAAACAUCACCUGCCUGGUCCAGCUCCUGCAGCAGUGCCAGCUUCUGUCCCACGACCUGGACGUGCCCAGUCCCUCUGAGACCUCGCAGGCCGUUUACCUGGCCAACAGCGUAUACACCUGUCUGCAGGAGCUCAACACCAACUUCCGUCAGAUCAUCUUCCCAGAGGCACUGCGCUGCAUGCUGAAAGGCGAGAGCACGCUGGAGUCCAUGCUGACGGAGCUAGACGCACUCAUUGAGCAGUGUGCUGACGGGGUCUCCCUGCAGGGGCUGGUUGAGGGACUGCAAACUCACCUUCGCAACACGACCAUGGGCCUGGAGGAGGACGUGGAUGCUCACUACCUCGAUGUCACCAGGAUGCUGCGUGUCCAGUAUUCGGAGCUGAUCCAGCCGCGGAGCAUGGAUGGUUCUGUCCAUGACACGCCUAAGAUGAGCGCUGGCCAGAUGCUGCUAGUGGCCUUUGAUGGGAUGUUUGCACAGCUGGAGGCUGCUUUUGGGCUUCUGACAGAGAAGCUGAACUCCAUGGAAGUGCCUGCUGCCUGGAGGAAGGUCGACGUGAUCCGAGAGGCCCGUGCCGCACAGGUCCAUUUCUUCGACAGCGCUGAGACGAGACAGAUCCUGGAUGAGAUCUUCUUCUUAAAAAGGCUCCAGACCAUACGGGACUUCUUCCGCCUCUGUGGCUGCUUCGCACAAACCUUGUCUGGGACGUGCCCCUCGCCUACAGACGAGCCUCCCCCGUCUAACGGCCCCGUGCCCCUGGUCAAGCCCCUGUACCGCGGGUCAGCCGUGGUGAGCGAGGACCAGCUGACGCGGCCGAUCAAGGCCUUCACCGCUGACUUUGUGAGGCAGAUGCUGAUGGGUCUGCCCACGCAGGCUCUGGGCCUGGCACUCUGCAGUGCCCUCAGCUCCUUGGGCAUGGACCUGAUCGCUCAGGUGGAGGCCAAAGAUUUUGGUGCAGAGGGGAAAGUGGCACUGGAUGACCUGUGUAAGAAAGCGGUGGAGCAGGGGGUGCAGGCCGGGCGGCUGUCCCAGCUGCUGCUGAACAGAGCCACUGUUCUCGCCAGUUCCUAUGACACAGCCUGGAAGAAGCUGGACCUGGUACGGCGGCUAGAGGUCAGCAUUGAGGCCUGCAAGGUCAGCCUUCAGAGGGCUCAGCUGCACAUAGCCAUGUUCCAGUGGCAGCAUGAGGAUGUUUUGGGGAGCAGGAGUCAGCCCAUGACUGUCAGUCCUCCCCCACGCUCCAUGAUCCUCAGCAACAUGAAGAAAAAGCUCUUCAAACUCAGCCAGGAUGAGGCUGCUAUUGCUGCUGUUCAGGAGAAGUUGGCUGGAUUGGAGGGCAGCAUUGAGCAGCGGCUGAAGUGGGCGGGCGGUGCCAACCCUGCGCUGGCACCGGUGCUGCAGGACUUUGAGGGCACCAUUAACGAGCGCCGGGCACUGGUGAUGAAGGAGAGCCAGCGGACCAGUCAGGUGACCUUCCUCUGCAGCACCAUCCUGAACUUUGAGGGGCUACGCACUCGCACCCAAGAGGCUCUGAGCAUGGACGCCACGCUCUUUGACCUGCUCAAACGUUGCCAGGCAACAUGUUCCUAUGCCGCCCAGUUCAGCACGUCAGUCUCUCCCCUGGAACUGCAGCUGCUGCACAGGCUGAGCCCUGCUUUGGAGCUGCCUAUCAGCAGCCCCGACUGGCUUGUGUGUGCACAGAAGCACCUGACGCAGGAGAUGUCGACUCAGAGGGCUGUGCAGGAGGAGAGGGAGCAGCAGCUGGAGAACAUCACAGAGACACUGCAGCUCCUCAUCGACACCAUGAAAGGCAUCCUGUCCAAUCACAACCGGCAACUCGCUGAUGUCAAACACCUGCUGCGUGCUAUGGCAAAGGAUGAGGAAAACGCCCUAGCUGAGGGAGAGGAAGUGACAUAUGAAGGCAGCGUGCGUCAGUUCCUGUCUGAGUACAAAGCUUGGCAGGACAACGUGCAGAUUGUGCUUUUCACGGUGGUGCAGGCGACAGGGCAGCCGCGAAGCCAGGAGCAGGUGGAGCUAAUGCAGGAGAUCCCUGCCACUCUGAAGGAGCUUAAAGGACAGAGCCAGAGCAUCUAUAAUGGGUUAGUGAGCUUCGCGUCUCCUCUGGUGACUGAGAGAGGAAGUGACUGUGUCAGUCCCACUUCUACGGCUCAGACCAGUUUUGCUGCAGCGGUGCGCUACAGUGGACUGAAAACCCAACCGGACAACAUGUCCCAGAACGCUCGCAAAAACUUCCCCCGAAACCUGGCGACCCCAGCUGACACUCCCCCUAGCACGCUGCAGCUCACCACCAAAGGCCUGGCCCCCAGUCCCAAACGUGCUGCGCGCGACCCCAAGACAGGAAGAGCGGUACAAGAGAGGAACUCCUAUGCUGUGAGUGUGUGGAAGAGGGUGAAGGCCAAGCUGGAGGGGAGGGAUGUGGAUCCCAGCAGAAGAAUGAGUGUCUCUGAGCAGGUGGAUUAUGUCAUCAAAGAGGCGACCAAUAUGGAUAAUCUGGCCCAGCUGUAUGAAGGGUGGACUGCAUGGGUGUGAACAGGAUCCCUGAAGAUCUCUUUUGGUUCAGCGAGGGAAGAAAUCCACCAGAAUCCUCUGGGUCUGGGGCAACAGAGCCACAGAGCACCAUGCGGGAAACGGGGGGGGGGGUGGGGCGGGUGGAGAGAGAGUGUAGAGACCCUCCCCUGGGCCCACACGGGAUCACCCCCCCCCCACACAGCAGCACAGCUGUACCUGGCGAUCCAGCGAACACAACGCAAUGGGUCUGCACCUGUCUCCUCAAAGUGUGUGGGCACCUCACUGAG
Chanos chanos (milkfish) is the source of this 11300-nucleotide messenger RNA. RefSeq names its product SMG1 nonsense mediated mRNA decay associated PI3K related kinase (gene smg1). The transcript has 62 exons. Gene Ontology annotation, biological process: DNA repair; nuclear-transcribed mRNA catabolic process, nonsense-mediated decay; telomere maintenance. Lineage: Eukaryota; Metazoa; Chordata; Actinopteri; Gonorynchiformes; Chanidae. Gene Ontology annotation, molecular function: protein binding; protein serine/threonine kinase activity. Bases 94 to 11034 code for a protein of 3646 amino acids. The record is from RefSeq and is a predicted model, not a curated record. Gene Ontology annotation, cellular component: nucleus; chromosome.